Messenger RNA from Anoplopoma fimbria (sablefish), 612 nucleotides. Its product is annotated as hemoglobin subunit beta-like. NCBI's taxonomy places the organism in Eukaryota, Metazoa, Chordata, Actinopteri, Perciformes, Anoplopomatidae. Gene Ontology annotation, molecular function: oxygen binding; heme binding; haptoglobin binding. Gene Ontology annotation, cellular component: blood microparticle; hemoglobin complex; haptoglobin-hemoglobin complex. The record is from RefSeq and is a predicted model, not a curated record. Gene Ontology annotation, biological process: hydrogen peroxide catabolic process; oxygen transport. The transcript is spliced from 3 exons. Bases 63 to 506 code for a protein of 147 amino acids.
ACAGUAUUCAGAAUACUCUUUUUUUUGUCAAGCCUGAACAAAAAAAAGAAACAAGAACAACCAUGGUGGUCUGGAGUGACAACGAGCGCGCCAUCAUCAACAGCAUCUUCUCCGGCCUGGACUAUGAGGAGGUCGGCCCCAGCGCCCUGGGCAGGUGUCUGGUCGUCUACCCCUGGACUAAGAGGCACUUCACGAAUUUCGGUAACCUCUCCAAUGCUGCGGCCAUCCAGGGCAACCCGAAGGUCGCAGCCCACGGCAUCAAGGUCCUGCACGGUCUGGACAUGGCCCUGAAGAACAUGGACAACAUCAAGGCCACCUAUGCCGAUCUGAGCGUCCUGCACUCGGAGAAGCUGCACGUGGACCCCGACAACUUCAGGGUGCUGUCUGACUGCCUGACCAUCGUCGUCGCAGCCAGGAUGGGAAACGCCUUCACACCAGAGACCCAGGCCGCCUUCCAGAAGUUCCUGGCCGUGGUGGUGUCCGCUCUGGGGAAGCAGUACCACUAAACCCAGCAGCAGCUGGACUACCACGAAGGAGAUCUGUUUCUAGAUUUGUUUCUAUGUCACUUUUCUCCUCGAUAAUGAAAUAAAUUUACGCUGAAGCAAAGUAUAA